Messenger RNA from Meriones unguiculatus (Mongolian gerbil), 966 nucleotides. RefSeq names its product olfactory receptor 4F15-like. The transcript has a single exon. Lineage: Eukaryota; Metazoa; Chordata; Mammalia; Rodentia; Muridae. Gene Ontology annotation, biological process: G protein-coupled receptor signaling pathway. Gene Ontology annotation, molecular function: G protein-coupled receptor activity; olfactory receptor activity. Bases 4 to 966 code for a protein of 320 amino acids. The record is from RefSeq and is a predicted model, not a curated record. Gene Ontology annotation, cellular component: membrane.
UCAAUGGAAAGUAUGAAUCAGUCUAUGGUGUCCGAGUUUGUAUUCCUAGGACUUACAAACUCUUGGGGCAUCCAACUAUUCCUUUUUGUGUUCUCCUUCACAUUUUAUGUGGCAAGCAUGAUGGGAAACUCCUUCAUUGUGUUCACUGUGGUUUCUGACCCUCACUUACACUCACCCAUGUACUUUCUGUUGGCGAACCUAUCGUUCAUCGACUUAGGUAUUUCUUCUGUAACUUCCCCCAAGAUGAUUUGUGACCUGUUUAAAAAGCACAAAGUCAUCUCCUUUAGAGGUUGUGUCACUCAAAUCUUCUUCAUCCAUGUUAUUGGUGGUGUGGAGAUGGUGCUUCUCAUAGCCAUGGCUUUUGACAGAUAUGUGGCCAUAUGUAAGCCUCUCCAUUACCUGACCAUUAUGAGCCCAAGGAUGUGCAUCUUGCUUUCAGUGGCCUCCUGGGUGGUUGGCCUUAUGCAUUCUCUGGUUCAACUGGCUUUUGUAAUAAACUUACCUUUCUGUGGACCAAACGUGUUGGACAGUUUCUACUGUGACUUUCCCCGGUUUAUCAAACUUGCUUGCACAGACACAUACACACUGGAAUUACUGGUCUCAAUCAAUAGUGGAUUCAUGUCUGUGUGCUCAUUUUUCAUAUUGAUUAUUUCCUAUAUUAUCAUCAUAUUUACUGUUCAUAAACACUCUUCAAGUGGUUCCUCCAAGGCUCUGUCUACACUUUCAGCUCAUGUUACUGUGGUGGUCUUAUUCUUUGGUCCUGUGAUGUUUUUUUAUACAUGGCCUUCUUCUUACACACACCUAGAUAAGUUUCUGGCCCUAUUUGAUGCACUUGUUACUCCCUUUCUGAACCCAGUGAUCUAUACAUUGAGGAAUCAAGAAGUGAAAAUGGCAAUGAUGAGAUUAUUCAGCAAGCUAAUGGGUUAUCAACAAAUUCUUAAACAUUUGAACUGUGAACAGUCAUAA